Hippocampus comes (tiger tail seahorse) is the source of this 2143-nucleotide messenger RNA. RefSeq lists its product as uncharacterized. The record is from RefSeq and is a predicted model, not a curated record. NCBI's taxonomy places the organism in Eukaryota, Metazoa, Chordata, Actinopteri, Syngnathiformes, Syngnathidae. The transcript has 5 exons. The coding region runs from base 536 to 1942 and encodes 468 amino acids.
GUGAACGAUGCCUGGAUCAAGUGUGUUGGACUGUUGCUGGGAGCUCAGGCCAAUCAAGUCGGUCGUGGGGAUGGGAAGGAGGGGUGGGUGGGUGCUUUUAGACAGCGGAGGGUUUGCGAGAAGCAUGACGUCACCCGCUGCAUCCACGACCCUCGUCUCUACCAAAACAAAGGGGAACCAAAACAUACAUUUGCAUCGCCACAUGAAACGUCACUCGACGACAGCCUCGUCUUGCGCACCGAUUAAGUCGAGGUCACACAACCUUUUAUUUGCUUGGCGUGGGUUGGUGAUGGGAAGGGGUCUGUUUCAAUAAGCUGGGUCUGUGGAGAGUCACUGAGAGAGAAGGGGUCCGGGAGGGGCAUCCUUCCGUCUGUCUGUCCGUGGGUCCGUGUGAAUGGCGGAUGGGGAAGCCGCGGUGUCUGUGGAGAGUGGGGCGGCCGCUGUGAUGGAGCGCUAAGCCCGAAGCAAGAGCUCACACCUCGGCCAGCGUUUUGUGCACGUUGUCACUCCGAUCGGACGUCCGCUUCUUCUUAACAUGGAUCCCGACAAGACGUUGACGUUCUGUCUCGGGCUCAAGGCUGAGGAGAUGACGAUGUCCCUGAGAUACUUGGAUGGGACCACCGAGGCUUCCACGGUGGUGAAUCAACAUGAGGGUUCUGGUAGUCAGCCUGUAGUCAGUCCCAAGUACUGUCCUGGUGUAAACAACAAUCCAGGUUACCUCUGUGAGACAGGACACUGCUGCGGAGAGACGGGCUGCUGUACCUACUAUUACGAACUCUGGUGGUUCUGGCUCCUGUGGACCGUGCUGAUCCUCUUCAGCUGCUUCUGCGCUUACCGCCAUCGCCGCGCCAAGAUGAGGAUCCAGCAGCAACAGAGACAGAGGGAAAUCAAUCUUAUCGCCUAUAAUGGAGCAUGCAACUACCCAUCCUCCAUGCUGGAUCUGAGUUUUCUGGCCGCCUUCAAGUUACCCUCUUACGAUGAGGUAGCAGCUCACCCCGCCACACCCCCUCCACCUUACAGCUCCGUCUUCGCCCUGCAGGGAGGCGCCAUGCUAGAGCCGAGCUCCUCCUACCCCCAUCACCACCUCCACAGUCACCCCUGCCCCCCCUACCUGGGGCCGGGCCCCAGUGGCUUCACCUCAUCCCAGAGCUCUGACAACUACACCAGCUGUUCCUGCGAGUCCUGCUCCCUCACCUCGCCCUGCAGCACUUCCUUCUCCGUCCAGGUGACGGACGAGACGUAUGACAGCAGCCGCAUGUCCACGCCCAGCGAGGCGGGGGGUGACGGAGCCCUCUUGCUCGGGGUCGGGGGCAGCCGCUUAUCGACGCCCUCGUCCUCGCCACCUUCGUCGAAGGUUCCACCCGAUGUUAUACCGGUGCUCGCUCCGGAUGUCGUUCCCAGUCAUUCCUAUCAUGGCAGUGAGGGGAUCUCACGCCCGGUUGCCCCUCUCUCACUUCCCUUGCGCCCCCUCAAUAGCUAUCACCCCUCACCUCACCCUCGCCUCCCUCUUUCACCCCUUAUUCUGCUCCCUUCCCUUUCCUCCGGGCAUGUCCAGCAUCUCGUAUACUCGGACCCCCUCCGUGCCACGCUCAACGAAAAUGCGGUAGACGGCUUACCACGCUCAACGCCGUGCCCUUCUCAACGGGCUGUCCUCGACAAAAAUAUGUCUGCUGCAAUGCGCCCCGAAGAUGAGGACGAGGACGAGGACGAUGACGAGGAGGAUCAUUUCCGCCACCGGCGCCUGACGGGUGAUUCUGGCAUUGAGGUGUGUCGCUGCCAGGUCAAGCGCAGAGACCGAGAAGAGGAAACGGGCCUCAAGGAGAGUGAGCGGCGCGACAACGUGGACUGCUCCCUCCGAGCCAAGCAGGGGGUCCUCUCUCCCCUGCUGGAUGACCAGCAGCACGGCGAUGCUGUUGUCAUCGUGGGGGCCUCGCUAGUCUGACGAGCAAACAUGGAAGGAAAAUGUGAAGCGUUUAUGGUUAGCGUCAUCCUCGUAGAACAAGACUAGUCGGUGAAAAGUUGUGUCACUGAAGUUCAAGUCUUGGAGGUGAGUGGAUGGACAGGAUGAGCUUUAUCUCCUCUUGUUUUCAUCUCAGAGGGAAAAUGUUACCCAAGCCUUGAUGAUUUGUUACCUCUACCAAGU